Messenger RNA from Beta vulgaris subsp. vulgaris (sugar beet), 783 nucleotides. Its product is annotated as ervatamin-C. The record is from RefSeq and is a predicted model, not a curated record. Gene Ontology annotation, molecular function: cysteine-type endopeptidase activity. The coding region runs from base 1 to 783 and encodes 260 amino acids. Lineage: Eukaryota; Viridiplantae; Streptophyta; Magnoliopsida; Caryophyllales; Amaranthaceae. The transcript has 2 exons. Gene Ontology annotation, cellular component: lysosome.
AUGAGUUUGUACACAUUAAGUGUUAAUGCGUUUGCUGAUUUAACUACUGAGGAGUUUGUAGCGACUCAUACUGGUUCAAGACCACUUUCUCGUUCACGAUCCGCAUCUACUGGCUUGAUAUCCACUGGUUUUAAGUACAAAAACAUCAGUGAUGUGCCACCGUCAAUGGAUUGGAGAGAUAAGGGAGCUGUCACUCCUGUUAAGAACCAACGAAAUUGUGGAUGUUGCUGGGCCUUUUCAGCAGUUGCAGCAGUAGAAUCACUCCACCAAAUCAAAACCAGGAAUUUGAUCUCACUCUCAGAGCAAGAACUGAACGACUGCGACACGAACAACAGCGGUUGUAAAGGCGGCAACGCAAUAGAGGCUUUCAUGUUCAUUCAAAAAAACCAAGGCAUAUUGACGGAAAACCAAUACCCUUACAAGGGAGUUGAUGACCAGUGCGAGGCUCUGCAAGGCGAUAGAGUGACUAUCGACGGCUUCGAAACCGUGCCUGAUAGCGAAGAGAAUGCUCUAUUGCAAGCCGUCUUCAGACAACCGGUUGUCGUGCAUGUCGAUAGUGGUGGUAUUCAUUUCUACAAAAGCGGGAUCUUCAAUGGGGAGUGUGGCACUAACAUUAACCAUGAUCUUACUAUCAUUGGGUUUGGAACAGAUGAUGACGGGAAUAACUUUUGGUUGGCCAAGAAUUCAUGGGGAACAGAUUGGGGAGAGAAAGGAUUUAUAAGAAUGAUAAGGGAUAAGAAUAUUUGUGGUCUUGUCAUACAACCACCUGUUUAUCCUGUAUGA